Molecule: messenger RNA, 1789 nt
Organism: Mirounga angustirostris (Northern elephant seal)
Lineage: Eukaryota; Metazoa; Chordata; Mammalia; Carnivora; Phocidae
Gene: KPTN
Product: kaptin, actin binding protein
Exons: 12
Coding region: 78-1478 (466 amino acids)
Biological process (GO): negative regulation of TORC1 signaling; actin filament organization; cellular response to amino acid starvation
Cellular component (GO): actin cytoskeleton; lamellipodium; KICSTOR complex
Molecular function (GO): actin filament binding
Source: RefSeq, a predicted model, not a curated record
UCGCUUCGGGAGCGGUGGGUGGGGUAGGGCAGGGCGGGCGGCGGGCGCGGCCGGGGGGUGAGUGGUUGAGGGGCGUGAUGGGCGAGGCGGCCGUGGCCGCAGGGCCUUGCCCGCUGCGCGAGGACAGCUUCACGCGCUUCUCGUCGCAGAGCAAUGUGUACGGGCUGGCGGGCGGCGCUGGCGGGCGCGGGGAGCUGCUGGCCGCCACCCUUAAAGGCAAGGUGCUGGGCUUCCGCUACCAAGACCUCCGACAGAAAAUCCGGCCCGUGGCCAAGGAGCUGCAGUUCAACUACAUUCCCGUGGACGCGGAGAUUGUCUCCAUCGACACCUUCAACAAGUCACCCCCAAAGCGGGGCCUGGUGGUGGGGAUCACGUUCAUCAAGGAUUCAGGGGACAAGGGCAGCCCCUUCCUGAACAUUUACUGCGACUACGAGCCUGGCUCUGAGUACAACCUUGACUCCAUAGCCCAGAGCUGCCUGAACCUGGAGCUUCAGUUCACUCCUUUCCAGCUGUGCCAUGCAGAGGUCCAGGUCGGGAAUCAACUGGAGACAGUGUUUCUCCUGAGUGGGAAUGACCCGGCCAUUCAUCUGUACAAGGAGAACGAGGGGCUGCAUCAGUUUGAAGAACAGCCUGUGGAAAACCUCUUCCCAGAACUCACGAACCUGACCAGUAGCGUCCUCUGGCUUGACGUCCACAACCUCCCUGGCACGUCCCGGCGACUCUCCGCCCUCGGCUGUCAGAGUGGUUAUGUCCGAGUUGCCCACGUGGACCAGCGAAGCCAAGAGAUCCUGCAGACAUGGACGAUCCUGCAGGAUGGCCCCAUCUCCCGAGUGAUCGUGUUCAGCCUCUCGGCCCCUGAGGCUUCGGGUCUUCGUCCUGUCGCGGAGCGGGGGUGUGAGGAGGAGCCUGGAGCCUGUCGCCUCAGGCCCUGCCCCCCUCGUGUCCCUUCUGCAGAGACCGUGGACAGGCCACAGCAGGAAGAGUACGGCGUGCUUGUAGCCAGCAUGUUGGAGCCCGCAGUGGUGUAUCGGGACCUGCUGAGCCGGGGCCUCGAGGACCAGCUUCUCCUGCCCGGCAGUGACCAGUUUGACAGCGUCCUCUGUGGCCUGGUCACCGAUGUGGACCUGGAUGGGUGGCCCGAAGUCCUGGUGGCCACCUAUGGGCAGGAGCUGCUCUGUUACAAGUACUUCGGCCCGGAGUCCGGGCUCCCGGAGGCCGAGCGCGGAUUCCGCCUGCUGUGGCGGCGAGGCUUCUCCAGCCCGCUGCUGGCCAUGGCACACGUGGACCUGACUGGGGAUGGGCUGCAGGAGCUCGCCGUGGUCUCCCUGAAGGGCGUGCACAUCCUGCAGCACAGCCUGGUCCAGGCGUCGGAGCUGGUCCUGACCCGGCUUCGGCAUCAAGUACAGCAGAGGAGACAUCAGUCGCAGAGGCCUGGGGACAGGGCUGGUUUGGGGCCCACUGAGACCUCGGCCUCCUGAGCUCCCACCCACUGCCCGCCCCGGGCCCAGGGGCAGUUCACUGGAGUAAUCGCCUCUAGCCAUUCAUGGUGGGGAAGCCUCCUGAAGGAGGGGAUGGUCUCCCCAGGCCCCCCAGGAUGGUGGAGCUGGGAGUUCCUGCUCAGGCUCUGCCCCAUUGUGCCCUGCAACUCUGGCUGACGCACCCCUGUCUCGUACCUCAGUGUCCCCGUUUGAAAAUGGGAUGAUCUCACCCGACCCCCCCCUUCCACCCCCAGUGAGAAUUGGUCAGCCAAUGAUUAUUUAUAUGUCCAGAGGAAGCAGACUUUGACUUG